Messenger RNA from Lucilia cuprina (Australian sheep blowfly), 3073 nucleotides. RefSeq names its product cationic amino acid transporter 4. Gene Ontology annotation, molecular function: amino acid transmembrane transporter activity. Gene Ontology annotation, biological process: transmembrane transport; amino acid transport. The transcript has 2 exons. NCBI's taxonomy places the organism in Eukaryota, Metazoa, Arthropoda, Insecta, Diptera, Calliphoridae. Bases 396 to 2426 code for a protein of 676 amino acids. Gene Ontology annotation, cellular component: plasma membrane. The record is from RefSeq and is a predicted model, not a curated record.
UGUAUAAUUGACAUUGAAAGCAAAUACUAACCUGACGUAUGGUUGAACAGAACAUUGUGGUGGGUGAACGUGUGCAUACAUAGAAGAGGAAUUUAACAAAAAAAAAGAUAAAAAGAAAGAAAAAAUUGAGAAAAAAUUUAUAAGAAAUUAAAGAAUUUUUAAAAUUAUUAAUUUUUGUUUAGAAAAUUAUAAAAUUUAUGCAAAUAAUGUUUCACGAAUGUGUUGUUUGAAAGUGUGAGUUAAUUUUUUAUUAAGCCUAAAGCUAUGCAACACUUGUUAACUUAACACAUAUGUUAGCUAAUCGUCAGCAGCUAAAAGUUUACAAAAGAAAGAAAAAAUUAACAACAAUUUAAAGAUUUUCUUGCGUUUAAAAGUUUGAGCAAAGUUUUAACAACAUGCCGGGCACUAGACGUAUUAUAUUGGGCCAUGUCAUGUCCGGUUUGUGCAGUAAAAUGAAUCGCACUAAACCUUUACCCACCGAUGCCAUGGAGACUCCUUUAAAACGCUGUUUAAAUACUUUUGAUAUCACUUUAUUGGGUAUUGGCCAUAUGGUGGGUGCUGGCAUUUAUGUUUUAACCGGUACGGUGGCCAAAGAUAUAGCCGGACCUGGUGUUAUAGUUUCUUUUAUACUAGCGGCUGUUGUCUCCAUGCUGGCGGCUAUUUGUUAUGCAGAAUUUGGCACUCGUGUACCCAAGGCGGGCUCGGCUUAUGUUUACACCUAUAUCUCUAUAGGCGAGUUUUGGGCUUUCAUUAUUGGCUGGAAUAUAUUACUGGAACAUAUGUUGGGUGCUGCCUCAGUGGCUAGGGCCUGGAGUGGUUAUGUGGACUCAUUGCUGGGCGGUUGGAUUGAGAACACCACCUUGUCACUUAUAGGAGAACUACAGGAGCCUCAAUUAUUUGCUCGUUAUCCGGAUAUUUUGGCUUUUUUGGUGUGUAUACUCUAUGCCUUGGCCUUGGCUGUAGGUGUUAAGGCCACUGCCUUAAUUAAUAGUCUUUUAACGGUUGUCAAUAUAGCUGUUAUGGUGUUGGUUAUAUGUGUGGGUUUCUGGUAUGCUGAUGCCAAAAAUUGGUCUCAGUCCGAGGGUGGCUUUUUGCCCUAUGGUUUCAGUGGUGUUAUAGCAGGGGCAGCUACUUGUUUUUAUGCUUUUGUGGGUUUUGAUUCGAUAGCCACAGCUGGGGAAGAGGCUAAAAAUCCUUCAACUUCUAUACCUUUAGCUACUUUGUUAUCUUUAAGUGCUGUUUCCGCAGGUUAUAUAUUAGUAAGUGCUGCUCUUACUUUAAUGAUACCCACCAAUGACAUAAAUCCGGCAGCUUCUUUACCCGAGGCUUUUGGUCAAAUGGGUUUACCUUGGGCUAAAUAUAUAAUUACAGUAGGAGCUUUGUGUGGCAUGACCACUACCCUGUUAGGUUCUCUGUUUGCUUUACCACGCUGUAUGUAUGCCAUGGCUUCUGAUGGUUUACUUUUUAGCUGUUUUGGUAAAAUAAAUAGUGUUACCCAGGUGCCGGUUUUAAAUUUAGCCAUUUCUGGCCUCUCCAGUGCUGCAUUGGCUUUGGUAUUUGAUUUAAGAAAUCUAGUAGAAUUCAUGUCCAUAGGCACCUUACUGGCCUACACCAUUGUUUCGGCCAGUGUUAUAAUACUACGUUAUCGUCCCUUACCUAUUCUAGAAAAUCCUAUAUAUGCCCCUGAUACUCCUGAGAAUGAUGAAGAUGAUGAUAACGAUACCACCUCGCAGUACAGCAUUGAUACUGCUUCCCCCACCAGUGAUUUAAUAGAAGGUAUGUCGGCUGGUCGUCUUAAACCCAAAUACAAAUGGUUAGAUGCCAUUUUAGGUCGCUUUGAACCGGGCAGUGCUGUUUCUGCGGCUGUUUUACUGUUCACCGUUUUAAGUUUUACUUUAUGCUUCCAGUUGAAAACUUCCUGGGCCGAUAGCAAGACUGUUACCUCCUGGUGGGCAUUAUUAAUGUAUGGUUUUCUUUUAUUUAUUAUUCUAUCUUGUGUUUUUGUCAUAUCCGUACAUCAUCAAAAUACCCGUGGCCUCAACUUUAAAGUACCCCUAGUCCCUUUACUACCCUGUUUUAGUAUAUUUUGCAAUAUUGCUUUAAUGGUCCAUUUAAGUUUCUUAACCUGGUUACGUUUCUUUAUUUGGGUCUCAUUGGGCAUGUUAAUCUAUUUCGGUUAUGGUAUACAUCACAGCAAGGAGGGUACUGUCUGCUCAGCCUAUUCCAUGUUAAUGUCCUCCAAUGCUGAAUCUAAAAAAUCACCCUGGGGUGUUAGCGGUGAUGAUUUUGAUUUUCUUAUAGGAGCUGGUGGCUCCACUAGCCGUACAGUAUUUCAACGUUUUAUAGGACGUAAAAAGAGUGAUAAUCAACCUAUUGUUGAAGAAGAAUUAGUCGAUGAUGAAAGUGAUGAUAAUGAAGAGUCCUAAGCACAAAUUGUUUGGGGGAAAAGGGUUCUUUACAAAAAGGGAAAGUUAUUAUAGGUUAUGUUAUCAUUAGUAAUGACAACAAUUUAUAAAUUAUUCAAUGUAUAGUGUAUUAUAAAAAUAAAGAAAAUACAAUGCACAAAAUAUAACAGUGAGUAACAAAAGUUUAAGGAAUAUAUUUAAAAAGAAAAAACUUAACAUUUUUAAUAAUUCAAUUAACAAAUUUUUAAAAAAUUUUUUAAUUUUCUUAAAUUUUUUUUUUAAUUAGCAAAAGGUUAAGUUUUCUUAUAGAAUUUCUUCUUAAAUUUCUCUAAUAAGGAUUUUAGUGUAUUAUUAAAGUGCUAUUAAACACUUUCCUAAUACUCCAGCCCUCUUUAAUCCAAAAUUUUUAAAUUUUUUAAAACAAUUUAUAUAAAAGUCCAAAGAAAAUAAUCUUCUCAAGAGAGAUUUCUUUAGAAAACUUUUUUUCGAAAAAAGUUUUCUAGAAAAAUUUGUUUAAAAGAAAAGUAUAUUGUCUAGAAGACAGUUUUCUGGAGAAAAGUGUUUCUUGUCUAGAAGACAAUUUUCUAUAGAAAAGUUUAUUGUCUAGAAGACAGAUUUCUAUAGAAACGUUUCUUGUCUAGAAGACAGUUUUCUAUAGAAAAGUUUUU